ACAUUGUACCUAGUUCAUUAUAGUCAGAAAGUCAGUUUGUUUGAUUAUUGCCCAAUAGUGCUUUUAGUGUGUAUAAUAUAAAAGUGAUUUUUGUGUUGAAACAAGUUUGCAUAAAAAUGACAAAACGUAAAUUAGAAGAGUACAUCGAAGUGAAAGCUACUUUCAAGCAUUCUUUGGAUUCAGAUGAGGAAGACGAUGAAGCGAAAGAAGAAAGUUAUGAUGUUUUGAAUGAGAACGACAUCGAAGGUGUUGAGGAUGGACCGUCAGCUGCUGAAACCAACACUGGAUUUACUGCUUUUAACAUGAAAGAGGAAUUGGAAGAGGGUCACUUUGACAAAGAGGGACAUUACCACUGGAAAAAGGAAAAAGAAAUACGUGAUAAUUGGCUGGAUAACAUUGACUGGGUCAAGGUGUGUCCUGAUAAAGUGAAAUCACAAGAAGGUGGUAAAGAUUCGAAAGACAAAGAAUCGGACGAAAGUGAUGGUGAAGAUGGUUUUAUGUUUGACCCAACAAAUCUGUACAAACAAAUUUUAGAAUAUCUCAAGCCUGGAGAAAGUGUAUCAAAAGCUUUGGUACGAUUAGGAAAGGGAACGAAGAGAUUAACCACAGCUGAAAAGUGGAAGAGAAAAAAGGAUCCAAAUGCAGUUACAGAAGAUAGUGAGACUUCCGCUGCCAUUACCAAACUAACAGAACUAGCAAACGAAUUGCUAACUCAAACGGGAAACAUGGAUAUUUAUCAAGAGACCUAUGAGCAGAUACAGAAAAAAAUUUCCCUAGCAGAUAAGCACUCUGUGAAGGUUGAGGCAGAACUGGACAUGUUUGCCGAUGACUUUGAUUCCAAAGAGAAAGAUAAAAAAUCAGACUGUAAGCAGGAAGGAGAAUCAACGUCGCAAAACACAGAAAGUGAGAGUUGCAAAGACGAAUUGUCAGAUAACGAAGUGGUGUGGGAAUUAAAGUGGUCGCAGGAUGAAAGUGCUAAAGUCCAUGGGCCCCACACGAGUCAACAGAUGCACUCGUGGGCAAAAGAAGGCUACUUCAAAAACGGGGCGUGGGUGCGGAAGAAAGGGCAGUCUGGCGAAUUCUACAACGCGACACGCAUCGAUUUCGAACUGUACUUAUAAUUUCUCACAUCUUCCAUGCACUGGGUUCAGGA
Molecule: messenger RNA, 1153 nt
Organism: Copidosoma floridanum
Lineage: Eukaryota; Metazoa; Arthropoda; Insecta; Hymenoptera; Encyrtidae
Gene: holn1
Product: CD2 antigen cytoplasmic tail-binding protein 2 homolog holn1
Cellular component (GO): U5 snRNP
Molecular function (GO): protein binding
Source: RefSeq, a predicted model, not a curated record